Molecule: messenger RNA, 1596 nt
Organism: Babesia sp. Xinjiang
Lineage: Eukaryota; Apicomplexa; Aconoidasida; Piroplasmida; Babesiidae
Gene: las1
Product: Pre-rRNA-processing protein las1
Exons: 4
Coding region: 1-1596 (531 amino acids)
Biological process (GO): maturation of LSU-rRNA; maturation of 5.8S rRNA
Cellular component (GO): Las1 complex; preribosome, large subunit precursor
Molecular function (GO): endonuclease activity
Source: RefSeq, a predicted model, not a curated record
AUGAUACUUGAGCCGACAGGCUGGUACUUUUAUGAUGAGUUUGCCCAGGUGUUCGCGCGCCUGCGUGACCCGGAGGAGUAUCCUUUUAUCGCAACAAAGAUCGCAUUGUGGAAGGCUCGAGCGAAGGUACCGGCAGCGGUUACGGCUACGGAAUCACUUGUAAACGCCAUCAUUGCAGAUAACCAGCAGUCAUUGUCUGAACCGGCGUUACAGAGUUUAUAUACGGUAGCGGUGAUACGUGCCGUAAAUCUACUCUUGGACCAUGAGCAGGAUCGUGAAUAUGCGCGUAGUUUGCGCAUUAUCGCAAAGGAAUGUGACAUGCCAGAAUACAUCAUCACUGUGAGACAUGAGUGUUCUCACCGUGAGAUUCCUGAGUUACAUACACUUCGUUCUGCUGCCUUUGAUGCGCUGAACUACGUAUAUAACAAGUAUUGGUGGGGUUACGUCAAGGUACCUACAGGUUAUGAUGAGAAGUCAUUUUUACGGCUGAUUCUGCGUGUAUCAGCGUUAGCUCGUCGUCUGAUGGAGGGUUGUUUGCACAUGAGAUUUUUUGUUUCUGUAUUUGUGGAAUUUGUGUUCGCGCACUUUGAUCCGUCUACUGAAACUCUGUUUCUUGUACUUCUUUUGGAUAUAAUGAAUCAGCUACCUUUUAACUUCGUUGCAGAAUUAGCAGCGUCGAUGUUGUGCGUUGUCUUCGAUCUUCCGGACGUGCUGGCUGAUGGAAAUUCCAGUCAGCAACCUCCGAGGUAUAGUGAUCGUAUUUCACAAUACACGUCAUUUCUAUCCACCAAACCAGCAGAAUAUAUCCGGAGCGUUCUGGGUGUCGACGGCGCCUUUCAACGUGCAUCUUCCCAUGGCGUUCCGGUACGUCACCGUAUAAACGGCUGGUUAUUAUUACUUUUGGACUUGGCUAUGCGUUUUGAGAUGCGAAAUGAACUUUAUAAUUUGCCGCUGCACCUACGUUUGUUAGUCUGUGCUGGUACGGAUGAGUCGUAUAGUUUCUGGAUAGCCUCAGGAAAUGCAUUAGGACGUUUUGCGGCUGCUGUACACUGCCUGUUACCACAAUUAGCGAUACAAGCAUAUGCUCGAGGGUCUAUUGGAGUGUGGGAACCUAAUCAUAAGCGAUUUCCAUGGGAAUGUGACCCAUUAUCUCAUGCAUUAGGGCUAUAUUGGUGGUUAUCAAAAUAUCUUGAUACUGGCAUUGCUACAGGCUAUAUUUUCUCAUGUUUAAGUGUUUCUAAGGUGGAAGAGCAUGUACGGGAGUUACGAAAGGAACGUCAGGGUAAAGUGUCACCUUUAGACAAGCUUCUUUCCCCCGGUACAUUUUGGGAUCCCGGGAGCUGGAAGGUACAAUACACUGUGACACGGCCGGAAACAUCACGUACUGGACAUUCUCGAAUAUGUGCUGCUCUAGCAUCGAUUUUUAAUCAAUGUCCAGUGCACCUACCUAGGGUCCGAGGUCGCCAUGCGCAACGUCAGACCCGGCGUAAUUCGCAACCAUCAAGGCAUCCACAAGACUUACGUGCAUUUUUGAGACUAUACUCACAAUUGAGUGUUUCUCUGAGUCUUUUGAGCCGCCGCGAGCGAUAUUCUUAG